UUUCUUCCCCCUUUCCUUCCUUCCUGCAGUCUCGGCCCUUCUGCCGUGAAAAGGAGGCUGUGAAGUCUGGGCUGUCCGCCGUCACUGAGCCGAUCCUGAACCAGCUCGCAGGUACAGUGGAAUGGCAGCAGAGCGCCUGCUGACGGACCGGAGCCCGCGCUCAGCUGUCGUUCCGGGGUCUUGAACAGCUCGCUACCGCCGCUGGAGCCUCGGAGCCUGGAGGAGCCGCGGGUGGAGCUGCAGCCUGUCAGGCCGAGCCGAGCCGAGCUGCUGUCAUCUCCCGUCCGUUAAUGAUGCUCAGCAAGCUGCAGAACUGAAGUAUCGGCAACCCGAAAGCAGACCAGAGCAUUUUUCACUGCUCCCUCCCCCUCAGUGUCCCUGCAGGCUGCAGCAUGGAGCGUACCGGCAGCAUACAGCUGGACAUCCCAGACUUCAGUAACUCUGUUCUUUCUCACCUGAACCAGCUGCGUGUUCAAGGCCGUCUCUGUGACAUUGUGGUCAAUGUUCAGGGCCAAAGCUUUCGUGCACACAAGGUCGUACUAGCAGCCAGCUCGCCAUACUUUCGGGACCACAUGUCUUUGAGUCAGAUGAGCACUGUGUCACUGACAGUGAUCCGUAAUCCAUCAGUGUUCGAGCAACUGCUGUCUUUUUGCUACACGGGCCGUCUCUGCUUGCAGCUUGCAGACAUCAUCAGCUACCUGACAGCUGCCAGCUUCCUGCAGAUGCAGCACAUUAUUGACCGCUGCACCCAAAUUCUUGAGGGUAUCCACCUUAAGAUCAGUCUGGCUGACCUGGACGAAGAGUCCAGGGAUGAGGAGGGGGCACGGGGCUCCAGGAAUAGCAGGACAUUGGAGGCUGUGGUGCGAGGAGGGGGUCACAGUGGUCUGCGGCUGCUUGGCCCACGGGGAGGUGCAGAGCCAUGUGAAGCAGUCAGUCCAGCAGAAGAGCCACUUAGCCCAGUUCCAGCGGUGGAGCACAGUGGGCUAGAAGGGCCAGGGACCACCAGUGGAAGAGCAGGCAAAGAACCGAUACUACGCAUCAACCGAGCUGGUCAGUGGUAUGUGGAGACCAGCAGUGAACCAGAACGGACCGGCAGCGCUGAGGAGAGCAGCAUGGAUGGGAUCAGGAUAAAAACAGAGAGGAUGGAGGAAUGGAUUGGAACAGAAGAGCACCAGGAGGAGGGAGGGCCAGUGGAAGAGGGGGCCACGGUGAUGAUUGACACAUCAGGACGCAGUACACUGGUGACUGGACCAGUAGGAACGCUGGGGGCCCGUAGUAUCCAGCCAUCCUCCAGCUUCAGCGAGACAGACAGGUUUAGUCCCACUGGCAGCGUGGUCGUCCUCACAGAACGUCAGAGAGCAAAGAGCGAGUCUCCUAGCAGGGCAGAUGAGUUGCGACAGCCAAACUCACAGGGAGAGGAGCAUACAACGUUUGAUAUGGGCGGUUAUGAGGACUACUUGAGGGAGCAGGUAGGAGAUCGCUGGUUCCGCUACAAUCCACGCCUCACCUGCAUCUACUGCUGCAAAUCCUUCAACCAGAAAGGGAGCCUAGACCGUCACAUGCGCCUACAUAUGGGUAUAACACCAUUUGUCUGCCGCAUCUGUGGGAAGAAGUACACCCGUAAAGACCAGCUGGAGUACCAUAUCCGCAAGCACACUGGCAACAAACCUUUCCACUGCCACGUUUGUGGGAAGAGCUUCCCCUUCCAGGCCAUCCUCAACCAGCAUUUCCGCAAGAACCACCCAGGCUGCGCACCCCAGGAAGCCCACAGCGCCUCUCCUGAGACUACCACCGCUUCAGUUACAUCCAGGGGUGGUCCCAGUGAUGAGGCCUCCCCUAGUCAGGAGGAAUCUGAAGGUGGAGGAGGUAAUAGUGCUGGAGGGCAAUAUGGAGAGGGUCCCCAAGCCUCUGUUUCUACAACAGGACCAGACUGACCCCAGUGAAGGAAGGAACAUGGGGUGGGGGGUGAGUGGGGCAGCAUGAUCCUGUUGUAACCAAAGCUAACAGGAUGUUAAACCCGCUGAAGUCAAAGGACCCCUCAGAGUCUGAAAUGAGAUUUAUCCGCUUUAAACCGCAUCUACCUUCACCUACUAAACCGAACAGAUUAAGCUAAAAUGAAGAAAUUCCACACACUCCAACAACCUCAUAUGCCACAAAGUUCAGUGGUUCUCCUUUGCCUCCGUCUAGUUUAUGUUACAGAUUUCUACUUUUAUAUUUACAGGUAUUACUGGUCCACAAUACAGCAUCACAACAGUAUGUCAGGUGGAGACUUUGCCAAACUACUCAGUGCCAGUUAAACAAUUCAAAUCCCUCAUAUUUGCCUUGAGACAAUCUGGAGCCGUUGGAUGAUGAUGAUAAUAAUAAUAGUAGUAGUAAUAAUAAUCUUAUGCGUUCUAUAAGUGCCAUAAUGGCGUUAAAAGAUAUAGUUGCACAAAAAAGUUCAAUGAGAAACUUAAAACUAUUUAGCUGACGGUGCAUCCCAGUGUGAUUGGAGUUACUGGUCUUUCCCCAUUUUCCUGCAUUUGGCACAAUUCAGGAUAGAUAAAGUUAUUACACUACACACUUUGACACUACGUACAUACCUCACUGUACAGCACAAAAAACUGCAGGCACAAUCUUCUGUUUCACAAUAUGACCAUCCAUCAAAAAUUGUAAAAUGUAUUGCGAGACGGUAGAAAGACGAUGUAAGUGGACUGGUUCUCAUGUAGCGCUUUUCUACUCUGAGCACUCAAAGCGUUUUAUACGACUUGCCUCGUCCACGAAUUCACACAAACACUUUGCUGUGUGCUUUCUAUCUAACAGUCACACACAUUUGAGCGACUUGGGGUUAAUAUCUUGCCCGUGGAUAUUUGGAUUGGAGAUUAGAGCAGCCAUGGCUCGAACCACCGACCUUCCAUUUAGAAGGUGACUUGCUCUACCUCUUAAGUCAUAGCCACCCGUGUGUGCCCAAUGGAAGAAUUUGCAGGUGUAGAUGAAUAUAUACUUGGCCGAUAAAAAUCUGCAAAUGUUUAAUGUUAUUAUUUUUGAUCGAGAAUAGUCAAAAACCCAAAUACCUGCAUUUUAAAAGAGAGAAGAUUUGCCUUCGUCACUGUGAACUAAAUUUUUCUUUGGGGAGUAUUUUGGGGUUUUGAACUGCUGUAUACAAAGUUUUUAAUUAUUAGUGCAUCUCACAAAAAUAGAAUAUGGAGAAAAAGUGUGGCUCUGCUAAGAUCCUAUUGAAGCUGCUCUGAUGCCAACUUCGUGUGGAUUUUUGGAUCAGGUUUUCACAUCUUCCUCGAAAAUACUCCAUAGAGUCUCUGUGGGGUUUAGGUCAUGUGAUUUGGCUUGACAAUUAAGUAGAGUAAUAGCGUUGUUGGCAACCAUGUGGUAGUAGUGGUGGAGCUGUAGUCAGGUCAGUCCUGUUGGCAAAGGAAAUUUGCACCGGCAUCGCUAGAUAGAAACAUGAACUCUGUUAAUGCAGCCGUCUUCCUGGAAGUUUAUCCUUUGACAUAUAAAAACUCUCCACUCAGCCGGCCUUUUCAGCAGUGACCUUCUGUGGCUUACCCUCCUUGUGGUGGAUAUUAAUGAUCGUCAUGUGGAGAGCCGUCAGGUCAGCAGUCUUCCCCAUGACUGUGAUUGUGUACUGAGACAGAUACUGUGGUUUGAAUAGAAAUUUUCUAAAAUGAUAAAGACCUCAGUGCAGUAUCUCGGACAGUUUGAAAUACUCCAUUUCUAAUAUUCUUGAGCUAUAAGCAAACUUCAAAAAUGCUUGAAAAUAUUGACUUUGUGUGUAAUUAAUAUAGAAUAUAUGAAAAUCACCAUUGUGAAUGAAAUUGCCAAAAUAAUCACUUUUUCACUGUAAUUUUUGGAGAUGCAGUAGUAUAUCCCAUUGCCUUCGAAUGCAACAUAGGUCAUGUGACUUAUUUGUGUCACAUGAAAACUAUUACAUGCUUUCAUGUGACCCUGUGAUAAAGUCACAAGUUUGUAUGUAUGUAUGUAUGCACAAGUAUGGCCCUGAGAAUCGAAUGCGGACGGCUCCAUCAGCCUUCCGCUUCUCUGGAUGUACACGGGAUGUGUCGUAGAACAAAUAUUGAGAGGCAUUCUCACGCUUCAUGCAGGCAAAAUGAAUGGAAAAAUGUCUGUGGGGACUCCAGUCACACUGGGUUAAUGAAUUUGGCGCAUGAAUUGAAUAGAACUUCCUUACAAUAGUGUUUUUACUGUGGCAGUUGAACUCAGCUUCUACAGCAGGUUUUAGAUCACACUUGACCACCAACAAACUCACAGCAGGAAAACUGGACAUGGUCCAGCCUCAGAUAAGCUACACAGCUCAAUUACCUCUCAUCACUACGCAAUACAGCUGCAGCACAGCACCACCAGGAAGCGCUCUGCUCCACUCCCACAGAGAUCUCAGUCACUUUUCUCAGAUAUUUUUAUAAACAAACAUGUAUUUAUUGUUUUUCUUCAGUUUUCUUGGACACUUUCUUGCUCUGACAACGGGUGUGAUGGAAGACAGCUUGUUGUUUGAGGAGAACAAGAUAUUGGGAAGACCCGAUCAGUAUCUUGUGUGACAGUUAGUGACGCAUUUAAUCUACUGCACUUACCAACAAGCCUGAGGGAAAAAAAACAGACUGAAACUAAGAGUGAAGAACAGGUGAAGCACAGGCAUUCAAAACACCGACACAGUAGAAAGGUCUGCUGAAGUGACUCCAAUUAUAGUCAGCACACCGAAGUCUAAUCAAAAUUUAUUGCCAUCGCUACUGUAAACACAGUGUACAGAGAGACGAGACGACAUGGCUCCAACAGCUGUAGUGCAACAAAAAACUACAAACAUGACUCGUAGAUUAAAAAACAAUAUAAAUGGGGAGAAAGCCUUAUAUAUAAGGGGGCCAGAACCCACUGACAUAGCUAAAAACACGCAUUAUUAUAAAAAAAAAAACUCACCAUAAAGUGUCAGGAAAAGGGAAAUGAUCUCUUCGGGUCUCCUUUGGGAAUACCUCGCCUUAGAACAGGGGUGGGAAACUCCAGGCCUCGAGGGCCGGUGUCCUGCAGGUUUUAGAUG
Pundamilia nyererei is the source of this 5038-nucleotide messenger RNA. It is a transcript of the gene zbtb37, whose product is annotated as zinc finger and BTB domain containing 37. Gene Ontology annotation, biological process: regulation of transcription by RNA polymerase II. The record is from RefSeq and is a predicted model, not a curated record. Gene Ontology annotation, molecular function: DNA-binding transcription factor activity, RNA polymerase II-specific; RNA polymerase II cis-regulatory region sequence-specific DNA binding; protein binding. The coding region runs from base 393 to 1934 and encodes 513 amino acids. Lineage: Eukaryota; Metazoa; Chordata; Actinopteri; Cichliformes; Cichlidae. The transcript is spliced from 4 exons.